UUUUCCUAUGGAACACAUGACAGACCGCGACAGCAGAGUAAGAAAUUGUGGUGUACCGCUUUGUGCCUUCCUCGGCAACAAGAGGGAAAUGGUUGCCCACCRCGAAGAAGACGUGAAUCACAAAGCCUUAUUAACAAAGGCACAUCGUCAAUUGGUGAACGACGUUAAAAACAAGGUAUAUUAAAAUACUAUGCUGCCUAUCUAUCUUAUUAYAUCAUUCAAUUAGGCUAAAUUGGUAUUUAUAUGCCAGAAGAAGCCUCUAAAGAGUACGCAAAAGAGGUCGUUUGCGUGUGGUCGAAAUAUUGGAAGACAGAGAAUUUCCAAUCCCACGCCAGACGCGCCAGCUCCCGGGGAAUCCCGCUAACGAGCGGGAACUUUAGGAAAAAUGGCCAUGUCUGGAGGUUGGUCUUCUUUACAGAUGAACUUGAGAUAURCCUCCAGCUUGUGUCUUCGCAAGAAGAACCUCAACACAUAAAAGCAACGAUCGCAGUUGAAGAUUGUGGUUAUUCUUUCCCAUCAGUGAUUUUGUACGAGCAUCAGAUGGUUGGCGGGAAACUCAAUGAUUCUACAAAGUGUCUCGAGGUGGAGGUUAAAGUCGUAGUCACUAGCUACGAAUACCGGAAGCAGAAGACCGAUGUCUGCAAACCGGCCCAACUUGAAGAACCCAUCUAAAAAUGGCCAUAUAAGGUAAGGUAAAUAUCAGAGUACUACGCGAUAGUGUUAAGAGAUAGCAACACUUUUUGUGUGCAUUAUUCACAGAACCGACAAAGUACUCGCUGCAAUAGAGAUGACCUCUGUAAUAACUAUCCAAAUGCCUGUGAUAC
Actinia tenebrosa (Australian red waratah sea anemone) is the source of this 824-nucleotide messenger RNA. RefSeq lists its product as uncharacterized. The record is from RefSeq and is a predicted model, not a curated record. Lineage: Eukaryota; Metazoa; Cnidaria; Anthozoa; Actiniaria; Actiniidae.